ACUAUUUGAUUUGUCUCUCGCACGGUCGCACCUAGAGGCUAUUUCUGUAUCGCGGCUCCAUCUCGCCCAAUCGCAUCGUCGUUCCGCUCACGGUCUCGAACAUUUAACGCUGUAAGGGGCGCUCCUCCGUCUUCGCAAAAUGCAGCCACCUACAGCUCUGCAGUGCCUCUUUGCAAUAUUACGUUACCGCUAUAAUUGAAUUAACAUAAAAGUGGAACGUGCAUGAAAUACUUUUCAUUAAAUAAAUAGACAUUUGAACCGCGUUUUAAAUAAGGUUGUGUUCUUUUACACUGUUGUUGAAAACAAAUCUCAGGGUGGUUGUCAAAUGGGGCCCCCCCCCAACUCGUAGCUUUGACCACCAGGUGGGCGGGGGUGUGGGGGACAAGCCACACCCCCUGCCCCCCACGCUGCUGACGGGACUGGCACUGCCACUGUUUGUACGACGUUACACUCAGCGCUGCGCUGUCUCGCUUCCGUCGGUGCGCGUUGCACACACGCAGAGAGGAGAGAUCCUGACGUGGUGGUGGUGGGUGGGGAGGGGAUUCGUGAUUUCGUCUGCAAUAUAUUUUCUGACCGGUUGGGCAUGCACUUCCCUCGGCCGAGCGUGCGAGCGAGCAGCAGUCGAGAAAGGGGAGAGAAAGGAAGAGCGAACAGAAAGAGGAGGAGACAGAGAGAGAGAGACGGCGGUAUAGCGGUAGCGGCAGCGGAAGGAGCAGCAGGAAGAAGAGGAGAGAGACGGCAUUCAGAGGGAGGGGAGAGAGCGGAACGGAGGAUCGAGGAGGAGAGAGGUUGGAGAGAGAGAGCGUGGGUUGGGUGGGUGGUUUGGGGGUGGUCGGGGAAGCGAUUGAAGAGUGAUUUGAGGGAGAUACAGGGAACGCGACGACAUUCAGGGAACGGAGAGCGAGAUAUAAGAGGUGGAGAGGAGGUAGGCACAGUGAGAGGGAGAGAGAGGGGGGGGGGAAGGAAGGAGAGAGCGCCCUUCGAUUCGUAACGCGGGUUCGCUCCUCUCGGCGGCGUCAAGGCCACACCCUGCCUGGUACCCGCAGACGGAGAUCGGGCGGAGAGAGAGAAGGAGAUCGAGCGGAGAGAGAGAAGGAGAUCGAGCGGAGAGAGAGAUCAGGCGGAGAGGGAGAUCGGGCUGAGAAGGAGGUCGGGCCGACACGGACGAGCAAAGCGCCCAGAGCUGGCGGUGAAAAGCGACGGAAGGACCGAAGCAAAGGAACGAGACGGAACAGAUCCCGGUGGUGUCAUUCAUUCUUCAAUCAAUUCAUGCAAUUAUUCAUUCUUUGCAUUCAUCUGGUUUUUGCCGUUAAUUUGUAAUGUGUUUUAUGGGUCAUAUGUAGUGGUAGAAAUAUCAAUAUAUAUGUAUUUAAUAACGAUGCGGUGUUAAAUAUUAAAUGAUACAUGUAUUAAAUCCACAGCGUCGGUUUUAAGAUUAUUAUCAUUUCAGUAAGAUGAUUAUUUUUUCAAGCGUCCUCAUUUUGACAUAAAUAUUUGUGCCUGUGCAUGCACGUGCAUUGUAAUUAUCUUCACCGUUAUUAUAAUGAUGAUAAUGAUGAUGAUUUUGCUUAUUUGCCGGUGAAUGCAAUGGGCUUUGUAUGCCCCCCGUAGAGACCUCUGGCUCCAUGCAUGAUCUCUGCGCUCACCAAUCCUCGCCCAGAAUUCGGCGACCUCGGUUCACAGCGCCAACCUAGUCGCUUGCUGCACCCUCAACCAAGACCCCCGACCCAUCAUCACCAUCACCACCAUCACCACCGACAUCAUCAUCAUCACAUUGUCACCUCCACUGCGGAGCCGGCGAGAUUUCCAACGAGCAAUGACCCUGCUGAUUUGAAAUAUACUCUUUGUUUGCCAGCGGGCGCCUAGCUCCGAGCCCGUGUUCACUUAUUCAUCCACUCAUUCGUUCCCUUCGCUCCGAGCCUCUCUCUCUCUCUCUGGCUUUGGGCUGCGCAUGGAGACCCGCGUGGACACGAAGUGAUGGAGGGAAUGAGGCUGAGGGGUCUGUGGGACCUCUUGGUCAGGCCCACAGAGGACUUGAUGACGUCCCUCGACUGAGCUACGGGGACCUCAUCUGCUCCGGCUCCUCGAUCGGUCACUCCGUCCUCUGCAUCCGGCUCCUCCUGACGAUCUCACCGACCGCGCUACCAGUGUUGGUUUAGCUGCGCCUGCCUUGUCUGCUGGUGCCAGUUUACUCGUGGGGUGUGUGAGCCGUGGCUCCGACCGUCAUGCUGCUGGUGCUGGCACUGCCGCCGCUUCCGGUGCGUUGAGGCUGCCCCAUCUGCUGGCAACGCCACAGGCUCCGCUGGGUAACCGCUCUCGCUGCGACUCCUGGGACCCGCGUGCUCCCACGGAGCUCCCUCCUUCCUAUUGACGGCGCUCGUGGGGGUGGUUUUGCCUUCGUCCGCCUCUGUCUUUGCCACCGCCCGCCUCUGCCCGCCCGAGCCGCCAUGCCCAUCGCCGCCGGAGGCCGCGGGACAGACGCGGCGGCCGCCCACACAGGGCGGGCGGCGCAGCAGCACCGCGUGCGGUAGCGCCAGGGGUUGUUGGACUCCAGAAGCAAGGAGCCGCGACGGGUUCCAGGUUCUCCCUCCACCCACCCCCCACCCACCACCAUCCACCACCACCCACGAGUCCACACCGCCACCACCGCCAACCACCACCCUCCCACUAGCCUCCUAGAUAGAAUCUCACGGCGCCAACAAAGAAAUCACCGCCAUCGACGCCACCGGAAUCCUCCACGGCUUCUCACGACCCAAAAGUAGUAAUCCGGCACCACCACCACCGCCACCUUGCCCAGCAGCCCGCCCAGCGCCGAUGAUAGACCACCUGCCCUUGACCAUGGCCGCCAAGUCGGACGGGCUCGCCGUGCCGUGCCCUCCCAACACGGACCCCGGCGCGCUGGCGCUGUCCGUGGUGCUGCCCGCGGACCCCGCGGCUGCCGAAGCCGCCGCGGGACCCGCGCCCGCGCGUACCGACAAGGCGGAGGGCGGAGCCCACGGAGCCCACGGCGCCGGCCCGGCCGGCUGCUGCGGUUGCUGCGCUCCGCGCUCGGGGCUGCCGCCCAGCCCCGUGCCCUACUCGGCGGCCGACCUGGCGUGGGGCCUGUGCGGCCUGCUCACUCUGCUGCUGGACGCGGGCACGGACGCGUGGCUCUCGGCCGAGUACCUGGCGAGCCGGCAGUACUGGUGGUUCGGCCUCACGCUCUUCUUCGCCCUGGCGCCCUCGCUGGUGGUGCAGGCGUUCAGCUUGCGAUGGUUCGCCCAGGACUUUCGCCUCGGGGCGACCGGCAGCGCGACCGCCGCCACCGCCGGUCGGUGCGGUGCGCCGCCACCACCCCCGCCGCUAACCACGGCGUCGGCGUCGGCUGGAACGGCGAGCGCGGGGGAGCGGUGCUACCGGGGUCUGGUGUGGGUGUUCCAGAGCGUGGUGCAUCUGCUGCAGCUGGGACUCGCGUGGAGGUACGUGAGCGUGGCCUACCUGGGCGUGCGGAGCCGCGGGGAGGCCCCGUGCCGUCGCCGCCUGCGCUGGGCGCUGCUGUACGCGACCGCCGACGCCAGCAUGCUGCGCCUGCUGCUCGCCUUCCUGCAGAGCGCGCCGCAACUCGUGCUGCAGCUGUGCGUCAUGGUGCAGCGCAGCCGCGCCACCCUCGUGCCCGGGGUGUGCGUGUGCUCCUCGCUGGCCUCGCUCGCGUGGAGCGUCGCCGCCUACCACAAGACCCUGCGCGACUCUCGCGACGACAAGCUCCCGCUGGGCUACCGCGCCGCCGCCGCCGUGGCGCUCUGGCACCUGCUGACGGCGGCGUCGCGCGCCCUCGCCUUCGCGCUCUUCGCCUCCGUGUUCCAGCUCUACUUCGGCGUGUUCCUCGUCCUCCACUGGUGCCUCGUCACCUUCUGGGUGGUGCACGCCGGCACCGAGUUCUGCGCCUCCAAGUGGGAGGAGAUCCUCUGCGACCUCGUCGCCGGCGUCGCCGGCACCUUCUGCUGGGUCAGCGUCAAGGGCGGCCCAUCGCGCUGCCGCCUGGCGGCGUUCCACGCGCUCGCGCUCGCCGAGAACGCCGCGCUCGCGCUGCUCUGGUGGUUCUACCGCGACCGGCGGCUCACCGACGCCUACGCCGCGCCGGCGCUCGCCCUCGUCUUCGGCUCCUUCGCCGCGGGCCUCGGCUUCAUGCUCGCCUACUACGGCUGCCUCCACCCGAGCCGGCCGUGCGCCGCCGGGCGCGCCGGUGACGCCGGCGAGAAGGGGAAGUGCGCCGCGGCGGCCGACGACGGCGGCGUAGCGGAACCCGCGCGCACCAACUGCUGCUUGUGCUGCCGCGACAGCGGCGGCGGCGGUGCCGGGGCGCGGCCGGGGUCGUCCGCUUCGCCGGUGCCGGCGAACGGCUCGGCCGUGGGGGCGCCGAACCCCCGCGCCGCGCCGCAGACUCCACAGUCCAACGCGUCGGCCCGAGCCGGGACGGGCGCCACCACGACGCCCGUGCUGACGCGGGCGGGCGGCGCUCCGCCCGCCGUCGGCCCCGCCGGCCCGACGCUGCUGGUGCUGCUGGACACGUGCGGCAGCGCCGGCCCCAUCUUCCAGGUGCGCGCCGCGUCUCGCCCGCCCUCCGCCUACUGGCCGGUGCUGCACGGCGCGAGCGGCGUCGGCGUCGGCGUGGGCGCCGGCGGCGGCGUCAGCGUCAGCGGAGUCGGCGGCGGCGGGAGCCCCCACACGCCCUCGCGCCGGGCCGGGCACGGCGGGGGCCGCGGGCCCUCGCGGAGCGGCCCGGUGAUCCGAAUCGACAUGCCGCGGCGGCGCUACCCGGCGUGGGACGCGCACGUCGUGGACCGCCGGCUGCGGCGCAGCAUCCGCGUGCUGGAGAGGGCCACGCCGGGCGUGGUGGCCGUGCGCUACCAGGGCGACGCCGCGGCCUACGAGCUGGCCGAGUACGAGACCACGGUGUGACCGCCGCUCGCCGAGCGGAGGGGUGGGCGUGGCCAUGCUGGAGAGGGUGAGGAGGGAGGAGGGAGCGGAGGGGCAGUUUUGGGGUACGCAGCGUGGGAGCCAAUCGGGUGCGAGUUCGUCCGUGAGCCCACCCGGCCCCGAGCACCGUAGCUAGAGCUCAAACCCCGUCUCACUCGACGGCGAGCUGUCAGUACAGCACUAGGCCUCUCACUAAUUCCAAAACCCUAACCGCACUUAAUCCAAUCGAACUGCAGCACCUAAAUUCUGACCGGCGAGUACCAACCAGCUGCAAGUACUUGCCGUAGCCCUAACGAA
This is a messenger RNA of Petromyzon marinus (sea lamprey), 5253 nucleotides long. NCBI's taxonomy places the organism in Eukaryota, Metazoa, Chordata, Hyperoartia, Petromyzontiformes, Petromyzontidae. The record is from RefSeq and is a predicted model, not a curated record.